AUGUUUAUGCACCUCUGGAAAUUAUUGAAAGUCGGCAGUGUAAGGCUUGGUGUAAGGCUGAAACUGAAGAAGAGAAGCAAAAUUGAGUUGGAUCCGUUCGUAAUUGCACGCAAAGCAAUAGCGUAUUGUCUUUCUCUCAUGAAGCUGCAGGGAGUUACUAGAGGUGGUACAACCUAUCAAAUGCCAUUUCCCGUUGAGGAGGCUGAAGCGGAGUUCAGAGCGAUAAAGAUUGGAUAUAUGCCGUCAGAAGUCUGCACACGCUGA
Cylicocyclus nassatus is the source of this 264-nucleotide messenger RNA. The record is from the annotation of a GenBank genome assembly. NCBI's taxonomy places the organism in Eukaryota, Metazoa, Nematoda, Chromadorea, Rhabditida, Strongylidae.